Molecule: messenger RNA, 1997 nt
Organism: Choloepus didactylus (southern two-toed sloth)
Lineage: Eukaryota; Metazoa; Chordata; Mammalia; Pilosa; Megalonychidae
Gene: SLC38A6
Product: solute carrier family 38 member 6
Exons: 17
Coding region: 473-1627 (384 amino acids)
Biological process (GO): L-glutamine transport; amino acid transmembrane transport
Molecular function (GO): L-glutamine transmembrane transporter activity
Source: RefSeq, a predicted model, not a curated record
GCCAUCAUGGGAAGUGGCAUCCUUGGCUUAGCUUAUGUUAUGGCUAAUACAGGUAUCCUUGGAUUUAGUUUCUUGCUGCUGACAGUUGCUCUCCUGGCUUCUUACUCAGUCCAUCUCUUGCUUAGUAUGUGUAUUCAAACAGACACUGGUGUACCUGUCUUCUGUUGAUUGAAUUCCUUCAGUCAUUAUAAAAUUCUCUGUGGAGAGGGAGGCUAUGGACAGAAGAGGAGAAAGCAAUGUGACCGUGGAGGCAGAGAUAAGAGUAAUGCAGCCACAAGCCAAGGACUGCCAGCAGGCACCCAAAAACUGGAAAAGGCAUGGAACAGAUUCUUUCCUACAGCCUCCAGAGGGGAGCAUGGCCAUACCGACAUCUUCAUUUUGGCCCACUGAAACUGAUUUUGGACUUCUGGCCUCCAGAACUGAGAGAGAAUAAACUUCUGGUUUUUUUUUUUUUUUUUAAGCCACUUAGUUUAUGGUAAUUUGUUACGGCAGCCAUAGGAAACUGAUAUACUAUCUAUACACACUAAAAUGCCACAACAGUAAAAUAAAGUACAAACAAAAACAAACUGUGACAUCUUAUGAAGAUCUUGGACUCUUUGCAUUUGGAUUAUCUGGAAAGAUGGUGGUGGCGGGCACCAUAAUAAUUCAGAAUAUUGGAGCUAUGUCAUCUUAUCUUCUAAUUAUUAAAACAGAGCUUCCUGCUGCUAUUUCAGAAUUUUUAACUGGAGACCACAGUGGGUCUUGGUAUCUUGAUGGACAAACACUGCUGAUAAUUAUUUGUGUUAGUAUUGUGUUCCCUCUUGCUCUUCUUCCCAAAAUUGGAUUUCUUGGCUACACAAGUAGUUUAUCAUUUUUCUUUAUGGUGUUCUUUGCUCUUGUGGUAAUAAUUAAAAAAUGGUCCAUCCCUUGUCCUUUGGCAUUAAAUUACGUAGAGGAAUACUUCCAGAUUUCAAAUGUUACAGAUGAUUGUAAACCAAAGCUCUUUCAUUUCUCCAAAGAGAGUGCUUAUGCCAUACCAACCAUGGCUUUUUCAUUUCUUUGCCACACCUCAAUAUUGCCCAUAUACUGUGAACUUCAAAGCCCUUCAAAGAAAAGAAUGCAGAAUGCAACCAAUACAGCAAUUGCUUUAAGUUUUCUCAUUUAUUUUAUAUCCGCACUCUUUGGGUACCUCACUUUUUAUAACAAAGUAGAGUCAGAAUUACUACAAGGUUAUAGUAAAUACUUGCCACAUGAUGUUGUUGUCAGGACUGUGAAGUUAUGCAUACUCUUUUCUGUGCUUUUGACAGUCCCUCUAAUCCACUUCCCUGCAAGGAAGGCUUUAAUGAUGAUGUUUUUCUCCAAUUUUCCAUUCUCAUGGAUUCGUCAUUCUUUGAUUACUCUAGCACUCAAUAUUAUCAUUGUUUUACUUGCAAUAUAUGUCCCUGACAUUAGAAAUGUAUUUGGUGUAGUUGGUGCCAGUACAUCAACAUGUUUGAUUUUUGUAUUCCCAGGAAUACUUUAUCUUAAACUUAGCAGAGAGGAUUUUCUAUCAAGGAAAAAGCUUGGGGCUUGUGUUUUGCUCAUCUUUGGAAUUUUGGUUGGGAAUUUCAGCUUAGCACUCAUCAUUUUUGAUUGGAUUAAUAAAUAAGGGAAAUAAUUUCUCACUUCAUAUGAAGAAUAAUUUACCUCCAUAUGCAAGAAGGAGUAAUUCUGGAAGGUGCCUGAGAUGAAUCCUCAUUAUAUGGGUUAACAUUUUAAUAAAAAAAUUGUUAAAGAAAAACAGAACAAAAUGGCAGGGGCUAGGGGAAAGGGAGUAUAGCAGUUUUAAUCAAAGCAAGAAACAACCUUAAAAUGUUCUUAAGUAUAUACAAUCUCUUAUUUGUUCAUUUGUAUGGGGUUUUAUUGGUUGUUUUUUUGUUGUUUGUUUGUUUUUGUUUUUUUAGAAAUCAAUGUAUGAAGUUUAUUAAAGAAUUGAAUCCUAGCUUGUGAGUUAAUAUUGUCAACAUCAACCACUGAUA